Frankliniella occidentalis (western flower thrips) is the source of this 1084-nucleotide messenger RNA. RefSeq lists its product as uncharacterized. Lineage: Eukaryota; Metazoa; Arthropoda; Insecta; Thysanoptera; Thripidae. The transcript has 2 exons. Bases 368 to 874 code for a protein of 168 amino acids. The record is from RefSeq and is a predicted model, not a curated record.
CUGCAGCGCGUCGGCCGCUGCCCGCGCCUCGGCGCCGUCCUGCGGGCCGUCGGCUCCGAGGUCACCCUCCUCGACUGGGACAGCGACCACCUCCCGGAAGACGCCGACCUGUCCCUCUGCCCGCGCAUCAAGCAAAAUUUUCUGGGAAAAUUUCGGAUUCCAAAAUCCCUCCCCCUGACCCCUGCCCCGGCCUGCGCCUGUCCCCCUCCCCAAGGCCGUGUCCCUGAGCGACGUGACGGUGGUCCCGGACCAGGACGCGGCCGCGCUGCCCGCCGGCGUGGAGCGGCUGCGCGUGUGCUGGGCGGGGCUGCGCGACCACGCGGCCCGGGUGCCGCUGCGCCUCGGCGCCGGGCUCACGCACGUGGACAUGAUGGACCACGCCGUGGGGCUGGCGCACGCCGUGGAGCUGGGCCGCCAGUGCCCCGCCGUGCGCGUGCUCAAGCUCGCCUCGCUGCGCGCCGACGAGAGCCUCGCCGUGCCGGUGCACCCGCCGCGCGACGCCCCCUUCCGCCGGCUGGAGGAGUUCCACCUGUACUCGGGCGCGGGCCCCGUCCUCGAGUACGUGCUGCUGCACGCGCUGCAGCUGCGGAGGGUGUCCGUGACGCCCGGCCUGCCCGAGGAGGCCGCGCCCGCCUGGACCGACGCGACGCUGCGCCGCAUCCUGGACGUGAACCCCCUCGCCGAGCUGGCGAGCUUCAGCCUCGCCUGCCCCUGCGAGCUCACCAUGGACUCGGUGUACUCGCUCCUGCUGGGCUGCCCCAAGCUCCGGGCGCUCUUCGACCUCAACGAGUGGGCCGUGAGCCAGCAGCAGAUGUGCGAGCUGCAGGAGCUGGUGGCCGUCAACAACUGGGACCUGGAGAUGGGGCUCCUGUAGUUGCCAGGCCCGCGGAGUGUCCCCCCUCCCCCAAAAUGACUUUUGAUUUGUGGAAGAAGGACGAAUUGUUUAAGUUAACUUUUGCAUCGUUACAAUUUUAAGGAAUUAAGCGUAAGAUUAUUUUUGUGAGGCCCCUACCGCCAUUGUUUUGUUAUGUUGUUGUGUUCGACAAUUUGUAUUUUAUCGGCAAUACACUCGUAUUUGCUCCUG